UACGUGGGGAAUCUGUCAAGAGAUGUCACUGAGGCCCUAAUUCUCCAGCUGUUCAGUCAGAUUGGGCCAUGCAAAAAUUGCAAAAUGAUAAUGGAUACAGCUGGAAAUGAUCCGUACUGUUUUGUGGAAUUCUAUGAGCAUCGUCACGCAGCCGCAGCUUUAGCGGCAAUGAAUGGGCGGAAGAUAAUGGGUAAGGAGGUCAAAGUGAACUGGGCAACAACCCCCAGCAGCCAGAAGAAAGAUACCAGCAGUAGUACCGUUGUCAACACACUGUGUUCACAAGACCACUUCCGCUUUGUUGGAGACCUCAGCCCAGAAAUUACAACUGAAGAUAUAAAAGGAGCUUUUGCACCAUUUGGAAGAAUGGAUGCCCGAGUUGUUAAGGACAUGACAACAGGAAAAUCAAAAGGAUAUGGCUUUGUUUCUUUUUUCAAUAAAUGGGAUGCAGAAAAUGCAAUUCAACAAAUGUGGGGACAGUGGCUUGGUGGAAGACAAAUCAGGACUAAUUGGGCAACACGCAAACCUCCAGCUCCAAAGAGUACAUAUGAAUCAAAUGUCAAAGAACUCUCCUACGAUGAUGUUGUAAAUCAGCCCAGUCCAAGCAACUGCACUGUGUAUCGCGGUGGCGUAACUUCAGGUCUGACAGAACCUAUGCGCCAGACAUUUUCUCCAUUUGGGCAGAUAAUGGAAAUUCGAGUCUUUCCAGAUAAAGGCUACUCCUUUGUACGGUUCAAUUCUCAUGCAAUUGUUUCAGUCAAUGACACCACAAUAGAAGAAGGGCAAGUUAUUAUUAAUAAAGCCCAACACAUGUAG
Thamnophis elegans (Western terrestrial garter snake) is the source of this 813-nucleotide messenger RNA. RefSeq names its product nucleolysin TIA-1-like. NCBI's taxonomy places the organism in Eukaryota, Metazoa, Chordata, Lepidosauria, Squamata, Natricidae. The record is from RefSeq and is a predicted model, not a curated record. Gene Ontology annotation, cellular component: cytosol. Gene Ontology annotation, molecular function: mRNA binding.